AGUUAAACUUGAUGAUAUAUCUUAUAAAAAUAUUAAAGUUUGUGUGAAGCUCAUGAACAAUGAAACUGCUCCCAUCACUGGUGUUAAAAUUUCCAAUUUUCCUGACGACUUUGAGUUGAGCUUCUUCCAAUUUUUUCUAGAAGAUUUACUCACUACUUAUAAGGUGGCCAAGAAUGGGCUGGCCUCUGUUAAGAAAUAAACAAUUUUAAUGAGUUGGACAAGUCAAUUAUUGUUGAAUUCACAGAUCUUGAAAUAGCUCAACUGUUUUCAAAUAUACCUGACCCCACAUAUUUGGAUCAAAUUCUGACUUUUCAGUUGGUCUCUAAUGAACAAAGUAACAACAGUUUGCCAUCACUUUGUGUUCAAAUUCGAGAUGUGCCAGUCCACCAGUUUAAUGCGGAGUUCUUUGAAUUUUAUCUAAAUCAAAUGCUGUUGAAGUAUGAUGUUGCCAAGGAUGGGCUGGCAUCGAUCAAACACUUCGAAUAUGAUGAAUUUGAUAGUUCUGUAACUGUUGAGUUCAGAGAUCCAGUAACUGCCAAAUUGUUCUCAAAUAUCCAACCUAUGUUUUGGAUUGAACACAGAGUCAACUUUAAAUUAGUAAAUAAGCAACAACAUAUUCAACACACCAUCAACACUGCUCCAUCACCAUCAGUUACUGCUCACAAGGACAGUGAUGUUCUGUUUGAAUUAAAGAAAGGACCGAAUGGAGAUUGGGUACUGCCUGCCGGGCAAACUAUGAGGACAGAUUGGCCACAUCUGGAAACCUUGAUUUUUAUAAAGGCGCUCCUGCUUUCAAAACUUAACAUUAACGUGAAUAUCCAGAAGAACACGAAAUUGCAAGGCCAUGCGUGGACAAACACAACUGGCUACAUGUGGGAGAGAGGUUACUUUUAUUCAAUGAGGCAGUUGAAAAAGAAACUGAAGGGCCUCAUGGGUACAUACCAACAAAAUGUGAAGACUUGGCUGUAUCACCAGUACAUGGACCAGUUUGAAUCUACUGAAAUUACCGAUUUUGGGCCGCUGGAUAAUGAAAUAAUUGCAGCUAAGAAUGUGAAAUCACAGGUACCGGCGGACCUCCCGGAGGGGGGACCUCCCGCAUCAACCCGCAUAUUUACUUGGAAUUGA
Messenger RNA from Frankliniella occidentalis (western flower thrips), 1125 nucleotides. RefSeq lists its product as uncharacterized. The coding region runs from base 427 to 1125 and encodes 232 amino acids. Lineage: Eukaryota; Metazoa; Arthropoda; Insecta; Thysanoptera; Thripidae. The record is from RefSeq and is a predicted model, not a curated record. The transcript has 6 exons.